GACACUGAAAGUAGAGUGUUUGUUAACAUCAAGGAUCUUGGUCGUUGUGGAGUAUUUAGCGGUGACUGGGUACUAGUUGCAGCCAACGACAGCAGCAAGUCCCGACUUUGUCGCAUUUAUGGUAUUGACAACAAUCAGGAACAAGCAAAAAGGUAUAUAUAUAUAUAUAUAUAUGUGUGUGUGUGUGUUGAUCUUGACGUUUUGUUUCUAUCGCCCAUACUUUAUUUUAAUCUUGGGCUACCUCUACCCCCUUCUUCUAUGGAGGAUCACGUAGUGACCAUUACCCGUCUCACAGUUAACCCUAACCCGCCUAUGGCUAGUGCAGUUACUAUAGCUAGAAUCGCAUCUCCUUCAUCUAUGGACAAAUCUCUUCAGACAGCUUUCUUAGAGGCUCUCAAACAGUGGUUUGAAGUACGCGAAAGGAUCGUAUGUAAAGGCGAUAUACUUGCCAUUCCUUUAGAUGAAGAGAAUGCUAGGCUGAGACCAAAGGAAGAGGAUGAACAAGCGGAUGCUUUUGUUCGUAAACCCACAACACUAGCUUACUUCAAAGUAACCAGUCUUGAAGAACCUACAGAAUCUAACGGUGUCCAUCCAUCUUAUUAUGGUCACGGACGCAAGAUAAUCCCUAGUCAGACAAAGAUGAUCCAGACAGGUGUUGAGCAGUCUCGUAUUCCAGCAGGCCAUCUCUCGCGCUAUUAUGAUUUCCUGUCGCAGUUACCACUUGAGCGUUCAUCUACUAGUGCAUAUUGUAAUCUGCAUGAACUCGUUUCUUCGUCACUUCAUCCUCUAGGCAGAGAUUUUGAACUAUCCUGUAACGUAUUAUUACUAGGUCCACGCGGUGGAGGCAAAGCUACCAUGGUAAAACAGGUUGCCGAGGCACUAGGUGUGCACCUGUUUGAAUUCGCAACAUAUGAUGUCGUAUCAGAAACAGAUGCAAAGACUGAGGCUCACAUGCGAGCAAAGUUUGAAAAGGCUUCUGCGCUGGCUCCUUGUAUUGUGCUUGUAAGAGGUAUCGAGGCACUUGCACGUAAAACAGCAGUAGUAGAAACCGGGCAAGAACCUUUAUUGGCAACGGUCUUACAAGAGUGUAUUAAAUCUGUCAAUUCAGCCUACACCAGUUCAGGAUAUCCUGUUAUGGUCGUAGCUACUACAAGUGAUAUUGAUGCAUUGCCAACUAGUAUAUUGGCUUGUUUUAGACAUGAAGUUUCUGUGGAGGCUCCUGAUGAAAAAACACGACUAUCAAUCCUCAAAAAUCUUACAAGUAGCUGUCCUCUUGCACCAGAUGUAUCGCUAAAAAGUUUGGCAACUCAAACAGCCGCUCUUGUCAGUAAAGACCUAGUUGAUUUAGUGGCACGCACUGGUGUAUUGGCUCUUCAGCGCAUUCACAAAUCAGUAUAUGGCGCGGAGAGAAACGGCGCAAGGACGCAAGAUAUCAAGGCAGCAGGUGUUGCAUUGACAGCUGCAGAUUUUGAUGGUGCACUCAACGAAGCACGGGCCAGUUACUCUGAUUCCAUCGGAGCACCCAAGGCAAGUGAUCCAAAAUGUAUUCCUAAUGUUACCUGGGAUGAUGUCGGAGGUCUUGCCAAUGUUAAGGAUGACAUUCUGGAUACUAUCCAGUUACCUCUUGAACACCCCGAGCUGUUUGGUUCAGGUCUCAAGAAACGGAGCGGAAUUCUACUUUAUGGCCCUCCUGGAACGGGAAAGACUCUAUUGGCCAAGGCAAUUGCUACCUCGUGUUCACUCAAUUUCUUUUCAGUCAAGGGUCCUGAACUACUUAAUAUGUAUAUUGGUGAGUCUGAGGCCAAUGUGCGCCGAGUAUUCCAGCGGGCACGAGAUGCCAAGCCGUGUGUUAUCUUUUUUGACGAGCUGGAUUCGGUUGCCCCUAAGCGUGGAGAAAAGGGCGAUUCUGGUGGUGUGAUGGAUCGUAUUGUGAGUCAGAUGCUAGCCGAACUGGAUGGCAUGAGUGAAGGUGGAGAAGAAGCCGGUGUAGGAGAUGUGUUUGUCAUUGGCGCCACCAACAGACCUGAUUUGUUGGACCCGGCCCUUUUGCGACCCGGUCGUUUUGACAAGUUGCUUUAUCUUGGUGUCAGUGAAACCCAUGAAUCGCAGCUCCGUAUUAUCCAGGCCCUUUCCAGAAAGUUUCGUUUACAUCCAGAUCUUGAUCUUGCGCGGGUCGCUGAAAAAUGUCCUUUCCAUUACACAGGUGCCGACUUUUACGCCUUGUGUUCAGAUGCCAUGCUGAAGGCCAUGACCCGUGUGGCAGAUACAAUCGAGGACAAGGUGAAAGAGCUUAACAAAGAAAAACGGAAGGGACUUCCUGAUGUUGUGACAGCUCAAUACUACCUGUCUCACCUUGCAACACCUGAGGACAUUGUUGUCCAGGUUGAGGAAGUGGACUUUGUGAAGGCUCUGGAGGAAUUAAUUCCGAGUGUUUCGGCUACAGAAUUGGCACAUUACUCUAAAGUGCGCGAGAAGUUUGAACAGCCAAAGAAUGAUAAAGGCAAAGACAAAGGCAAAGGCAAAGGAAAACAAAGAGCU
Molecule: messenger RNA, 2538 nt
Organism: Phycomyces blakesleeanus NRRL 1555(-)
Lineage: Eukaryota; Fungi; Mucoromycota; Mucoromycetes; Mucorales; Phycomycetaceae
Exons: 8
Biological process (GO): protein import into peroxisome matrix
Cellular component (GO): cytosol; peroxisomal membrane
Molecular function (GO): ATP hydrolysis activity; ATP binding
Source: RefSeq, a predicted model, not a curated record